AUGGCGAGGAAGCUCACUGUAUUGGAAGUCCUUCUGAUUGUCUUCAUCAUAAUCAUACUUGCCUUAGAUAUCCUCCUGCUGCUUCUUGUGUUGGAGAAUCCUUCAGAUACAGAAAAUCUUCCAGUGUGCCCAGAGAUCCCUGAAUCAGAAAGGAUAGACUGUGCGCCUGGCCAGGUGGUGACAGAGGCUGUCUGCAGAUGGCAACAUAAAUGCUGCUGGAAGCCUGGGUCAGAUGCUGAUGUCCCUACAUGCUUCUUCCCCAGGAACUGGGGCUAUAAUGUCAGCAAUGACUAUAAAAAUACAAGCGCAGGGUUUACUGCCCAGUUGAAAAGGUUGUCAUCCCCAUCUCUGUUUGGAUAUGAUAUCGUCGACACCCUCUUCACAGCUGAAUAUCAGACAGCCAAUCGUUUUCAUUUCAAGAUCACUGAUUUCAAUAACAUGCGCUAUGAAGUCCCCCAUGAAAAUAUUCAGCUGUUUAAUGAGACUGUUGAUACCUCCAAUUUGAGCUAUCACAUAGAGGUCACUCAUAUACCCUUCAGCAUCAAAAUAAUGAGGACGAGCAACAAAAGAGUCUUGUUGGACACGAGCAUUGGGCCCCUCCUGUUUGCCCAGCAGUACCUGCAGCUGUCUUUCCGACUGCCCAGCGCCAACGUGUAUGGGCUGGGGGAACAUGUGCACCAGCAGUACCGUCACAACAUGACCUGGGAGACCUGGCCCAUCUUCACCCGGGAUGCCACCCCCACUGAGGGCAUGAAUAAUCUGUAUGGAGCUCAUACAUUCUUCUUGUGCCUUGAAGACACCAGCGGCUCCUCUUUUGGGGUUUUUCUGUUGAACAGCAAUGCUAUGGAGGUCACCCUUCAGCCCGCCCCUGCAAUCACUUACCGCACCACUGGGGGCAUUCUUGACUUUUAUGUGUUCCUGGGAAACACUCCAGAACAAGUGGUGCAGGAAUACCUGGAGCUUGUUGGUCGACCAUUCUUGCCUUCAUACUGGAGUCUUGGGUUCCAGCUUAGUCGCAGAAAUUAUGGUGGCAUCAACGGAUUGAAAGAGGUUGUAGAUCGAAAUCGUGCAGCUGGGAUCCCAUAUGAUGUCCAGUAUUCUGACAUAGACUACAUGGAUGGAAAGAAGGAUUUCACUAUUGAUGAAAAGGCGUUCCCUGGUCUCUCAAAUUUUAUCAAAGACUUACAUAGCAAUGGAAUGAAAUAUGUAAUUGCUAUGAAUCCUGGCAUCUCAAAUAACUCUGACUACCUGCCCUAUGUGAAUGGGACAAAAAAGAGAGUAUGGAUCUUGGAUGACAAUGGCUUUGUCACUGGGCAGGGAUAUCCCGGAUGGACAGUCUUUCCCGAUUAUAGUAAUCCCAUUUGUACUGAGUGGUGGACAGAGGAGUUCAGUGAAUUUCAUAAAACUCUGGAGUUUGAUGGAGUCUGGAUUGAAAUGGAUGAAGUAUCUAGUUUUCUCCAAGGUUCUGAUCAUGAGUGUGAAUCAAACAACUUGAACUUUCCUCCUUUCACUCCUCGAGUCCUGGACCACUUCCUUUUUGCAAGAACCCUCUGCAUGGACACGGUGUUUCACUCGGGCCUUCACUAUGAUGUCCACAGCUUGUAUGGCUACUCCAUGGCAAGAGCCACAGACUCGGCCAUGGAGAAUGUCUUCCCCAAUGAAAGGAACUUCAUUUUAUCCCGUUCUACUUUUGCUGGAUCUGGCAAAUUUGUUGCUCAUUGGUUGGGGGACAAUGCAGCCACAUGGGAUGAUCUCCGAUGGUCCAUCCCCAGUAUCCUUGAGUUCAACCUAUUUGGCAUCCCCCUGGUAGGUGCCAACAUCUGUGGUUAUAGAGAAGAUGUCGCAGAAGAACUCUGCAGAAGGUGGAUGCAGCUUGGAGCAUUUUAUCCACUAUCAAGGAAUCAUAAUGGGCCUGACUUCAGGGACCAGGAUCCUGCAGCCUUUGGUGAAAACUCUCAGCUGUUGAAUUCCUCCAGACACUAUCUGAACAUCCGGUACACCCUGCUGCCUUAUCUCUACAGCCUCUUCUACCGCGCUCAUACCCUGGGGGAGACUGUAGCAAGGCCCCUUGUUCAUGAGUUCUACCAGGACCCAGCUACAUGGGAGGUGCACGAGCAGUUCUUAUGGGGGCCUGGACUCCUCAUCACGCCUGUUCUAUACGAAGGUGUGACCCAAGUGAAAGCAUACAUACCUGAUGCCAUCUGGUAUAACUAUGAGACGGGAGUAGCCAUCCAAUGGAGGAAACAAUUGGUGGAGAUGCUACUGUCAGAUGAAAAGAUAGGACUUCACCUUCGAGGGGGCUACAUAUUUCCCACCCAGCAGCCAAACACAACCACAGAGAACAGUCGGAAGAAUUCCCUUGGACUCAUUAUUGCUUUGGACUAUAAGAGAGAAGCAAAGGGGGAACUCUACUGGGAUGAUGGUGUAUCUAAAGAUGCUGUCACUGAAAAGAAUUAUAUUUUGUAUGAUUUUUCCGUCACCUCUAACCGUCUACAGGCAAAGAUUAUAAAUGAUAAUUAUAUGGAUCCUAACAACCUCACGUUUACAAAUAUCACAAUCUUGGGAAUGGACAAGCAACCUACUAAUUUUACUGUCUUAUUUAAUAAUGCUGCCACCCCCAUUCCAAAUGUUGUCUACAGUGCUUCAACAAAGGUGGUGAGCAUCACUGAUCUUGAGGGACUGGUACUGGGACGAGAAUUCUCCAUCGGGUGGAAUCUUCCAGUCAGUGACCUGGAGAAGUUCAACUGUUACCCUGAGGACCCCAGUGCCUCCAAGGAGAGUUGUAGGCAGCGGGGGUGCCUUUGGGAGCACACAACUACUCCUGGUGUGCCCACCUGUUACUACGACACCAUCCCUAGUUAUGCAGCCAGUAACAUUCAGUACCUGCCCACGGGCAUCACCACAGACCUUGCCCUCUUGACAGCUCCCGAGUCAGUGGGAGCAGCGGCACCACCACCACCAUCAUCACGAGGUGCGCCACCCCCACCUGCAGCAGCAGCGGCCACCUCUGACGAUCUCUCUGCAAAGAUCGACUUCCUCCAAUUGAGCGUCAUCUACCACACAGAAAACAUGCUGCAGUUCAAGAUCUAUGACCCCAGGAAUAAAAGGUAUGAGGUCCCAGUGCCUCUGAACACCCCUCCCUCUCCAGUUGGCUCCCCUGAAAACCGUCUGUAUGAUGUCAGGAUUCAGAACAAUCCUUUCGGGAUCCAGAUUCGACGAAAAAGCUCCAAUACUGUGAUCUGGGAUUCUCAGCUCCCCGGCUUCACCUUCAACGAUAUGUUCCUGUCCAUUUCUACUCGCCUCCCUUCUGAGUACAUCUAUGGCUUUGGGGAAACUGAGCACACAGCUUUCAAAAGAAACAUGAGCUGGCACAUGUGGGGAAUGUUUGCUCGAGAUGAGCCACCAGCGUACAAGAAGAAUUCCUAUAGUGUCCACCCCUACUAUAUGGCACUGGAGGAGGAUGGCAGUGCCCAUGGAGUGCUCCUGCUAAACAGCAAUGCCAUGGAUGUGACAUUCCAGCCCACUCCUGCCCUGACGUACCGCACCACAGGAGGGAUUUUGGACUUUUAUAUGUUUUUGGGACCAACUCCGGAGCUUGUAACUCAGCAAUACACUGAGUUGGUCGGUCGGCCGGCAAUGAUUCCUUACUGGGCCUUGGGAUUCCAGCUGAGUCGCUAUGGAUACCAGAAUGAUACUGAAAUCUCCAAUUUGUAUGAUGCAAUGAUGGCAGCCCAGAUUCCCUAUGAUGUCCAGCAUGUAGACAUCGAUUACAUGGACCGGAAGCUGGACUUCACUCUCAGCUCCAGCUUUCAAAACCUUGGUCUCCUGAUUGAGCAAAUGAAGAAAGAUGGCAUGAGAUUUAUUCUCAUUCUGGACCCAGCCAUUUCUGGCAAUGAGACCCAGUACCUCACAUUCACCAGAGGGCAGGAAAACAACGUAUUCAUCAAAUGGCCUGACAACAGUGAUAUUGUCUGGGGAAAGGUUUGGCCAGAUCUGCCCAAUGUGAUUGUGGAUGGAUCCCUUGACCAGGAAACUCAGGUUGAGCUGUACAGAGCCUACGUUGCUUUUCCUGAUUUCUUGCGUAAUAGCACAGUCACAUGGUGGAAGAAGGAAAUAGAAGAGCUCUAUACAAACCCUCGAGAGCCAGAAAAGAGCUUGAAGUUUGAUGGAUUGUGGAUUGAUAUGAAUGAACCAUCGAACUUUGUGGAUGGAUCUGUCUGGGGCUGCAGAGAUGAAACUCUUAAUAAUCCACCCUAUGUGCCAUAUCUGGAGUCCAGGGACAAGGGUCUGAGCAGCAAAACCCUGUGCAUGGAGAGUCAGCAGGUCCUGCCAGAUGGCUCCCUGGUGCGGCACUACGAUGUGCACAGCCUUUACGGGUGGUCCCAGACCAGACCCACAUACGAAGCUGUGCAGGAGGUGACAGGACAGCGAGGGGUCAUCAUCACCCGCUCUACUUUCCCCUCUUCUGGCCGCUGGGGAGGACACUGGCUGGGAGACAACACGGCUGCAUGGGACCAGCUGAAGAAAUCUAUCAUUGGCAUGAUGGAGUUCAGUCUCUUUGGAAUAUCUUAUACGGGAGCAGAUAUUUGUGGGUUCUUUGGAGAUGCUGAAUAUGAGAUGUGUGUUCGUUGGAUGCAACUGGGGGCAUUUUAUCCAUUUUCCAGGAACCACAACACAUUCGGGACAAGGAGACAAGAUCCUGUGGCCUGGAAUUCAACCUUUGAGAUGAUCUCAAGAAACGUCCUCCAGACCAGAUACACCCUGCUACCUUACCUCUAUACUCUGAUGCAUAAAGCUCACGUUGAGGGCAGCACUGUUGUCCGACCCCUUCUCCAUGAGUUUACAGUUGACAACAAAACGUGGGAAAUAGACGAUCAGUUCAUGUUGGGACCCGCCAUCUUAAUCAGCCCCGUGCUAGAAAGUAACACUUUUGAGAUCCAUGCUUAUUUUCCCAGUGCUCGUUGGUAUGACUAUAGCACGGAAUCUGGCAAUACAGCCACAGGUGAGUGGAAAACCCUGCAGGCUCCCCUUGAUCACAUCAACCUUCACAUCAGAGGAGGCUACAUCCUGCCUUGGCAAGAGUCUGCAAUGAACACUUACUCCAGUCGACAAAAAUUUAUGGGAUUGAUUGUUGCUUUGGAUGACAAUGGGAAAGCCGAAGGUGAGAUGUUCUGGGAUGAUGGACAAAGUAUUGAUACCUAUGAAAAUGGAAACUAUUUCUUGGCAAAGUUUACAGCAGCUCAGAACAUAUUGAAAAUUCAGACCAUACACAAUAAGUAUUUGAGUGACUUGAAUCCCCUGAAAGUUGGAUAUAUUCGAAUCUGGGGGAUAAACUCUAUGUUUGUGACACAAGUGACCUUCACCUAUGACAACCAGCAAUUCAUGGAGACAAAUUUCAAGAGUGACCCUUACACUCAGACACUAACUAUUCAAUUGACUGACAAGGAUAUCAGCCUGGAAAAGUUAACUGAAAUUACUUGGAUUUAUGGUGAUCCUAUAGUUUUUACUACACCCGUGACAAGUACCUUCCCAACGAGUUCUCUACAUCCUUCUACAUCUUCUACUAAGGCUACCACUUCUGAGACUAUUAUCACUAGUUCUGCUAGUACAAGUACUCCUGCUGCUAGGACUACUACUACUCUUCCUAUCACAACCACUCCUUUCCCAACAAGUACUGAAGUUACAACUGGUACCACUGUUCCUAUUACUACUAUGCCUUCCCCAACAAAUACUCCUACUGUUAGUGGUACUAGUAAUACUAUUUCUGUCACAACUACUUCUUUCCAGACUCCUCCCACCACUCUAAUCCAUACUCUUAUUUCUACUCCUAACUCUACUCCUCCUAGCUUGAGCACAUUUCCAACCAGUAAUACAUUUACUACUGAUUUAAUCACUGAUUUUACUACACCUACUAAUGCAGACACCACUCAUCUCAACACCAUGGAUACACAAGGUACCAUGAUGAUGGAUGCUAUAGUUGCUACUACCAGCACCACAAAUAAUACCAGGAGUCCAGAUACCUCCAAAGAUAAAUUCACUGCACAUACCCAACCUGCUACAACUGAUUUUAUAAGCAUUUUCCCCCCAGAAGAAAUAACUGCUGCCUCCCUUAGCACUAUUAAUACUGCAAUGCUAACUUCUACAAAUCUGGGCAGUGGAACCUCUCCCGUCGUAACAAGUUCAAUAAAUAGCCUCACUACAGACAGUACAACAGUAAGUACACUUAAAUCUGCAGAUACUACCAUUGCUAUAGCAACUGUUACAGACACAUUAGUCUCUGCUACCCAGGACCUUAUUCACUUUCCCCCUUCCACUGAAGAUGUUAAAACUGCCACCACAGACAUCACACAGCUCACUACUCCCCAUUCUUCUCCUACUACAACACAAACUUUGAGCCACACAACGUUAAUUUCCACAAAUUUUUCUAAUCCAGCUUCUGUCAACGCUACUAACACAAGUACUACAUCCAUAACUAUGGAUUCAGUUACUAGAAAUAUUUUAGAUAGUACCACUUCAAGAAACACAAACACAAAUACAGGCUUCACCACAGUUACUAUGAUUACAAAUGCUACUCCUCUAGAAACUCAGGUCACUUCAGCUCUGCCUCCUACAGGCACCCAUGGUGCCACCACCGCAGAAAAUGAAUCAUUAAUGGCACUUACCAGAAUCAUUACCAUGACUAAUCCUCCACAUAUCCCUACUAAUGCUUUAAAUACCACAUCCAUUGGCACUGGAAAUAGCACUAUACCAAGCACCACCAAUGUAAAUAUUACCAAUAAAAUAACUGGUGUUACCAAUAUUAUAAGCACUCCCACUAGAGAUAGCCCAACUACUGUUGGUGGCAGCAUGACAACUAUUCCUAUUGUGAGUAAUUUUUCUACUACUACAGACCCCAAAAUUGCUAUUACUCAGGACUUUGCCACUUCCCCACGUACCAACACUACAGAUAUUGAAUCUACUACUAAAGCUACAGGAAAUGCCAUUAUAGCAUACACCACCACCAUCACUACACAUAUUUCCAGCACAAAAACUACAAAUUCAAUGAAUACUUCUGACACAGUCCUUACAAACACUUCCAUUCCAAGUACCACUGCCGUUUCCUCCACCAACACUAUAAACAGUAUAGGGCAUGAAGUAAAUAUUACUGAUGCAGAUAAUGUCAACAGUGUUUCAGGUAACACUACACACAUUUCUAUUCCAAAUACCACAACAGCCUCUGACGGGUUGAUGACUGCUGUUUUAGAUACAGCAAUCCACCAUCUGGUAAUAACAAAUUCUACAGCUAGUAAUUUAUCUAUUAUUGCAACUAAUGCCACCACAGAUGUUACAAAUAUUACCAUACAUGCUUUAAAUACUACCACUCCUGAUAGGAAAACAAUGGAUGCCUCUGCUACUGCAUCUACUUAUAUUGCAAAUGUUGUAAAUGCUACUAUAGUUCCAUGA
Molecule: messenger RNA, 7443 nt
Organism: Equus quagga
Lineage: Eukaryota; Metazoa; Chordata; Mammalia; Perissodactyla; Equidae
Product: probable maltase-glucoamylase 2
Exons: 49
Coding region: 1-7443 (2480 amino acids)
Biological process (GO): carbohydrate metabolic process
Molecular function (GO): alpha-1,4-glucosidase activity; carbohydrate binding
Source: RefSeq, a predicted model, not a curated record